AUGCCGAAGCCACGCUCGAAGAGGCAGGCCAUCCGCGAUGAGCGCAAGAAGAAGCGGGAAGAUGCUGAGGUCGAUUACGACACCGCCGACAAACCCGCCAAGCGACAGCGCAUCGACGAAGCUGGCCAUGCGAACAACGUGACGGACGAUUAUGCCACAUACGAGGAUGGCCCCCGAGAACCGUUCCAACAUGCAGGGGCUGACCGGCCCGAGAAGGAGUUCUUUGGCUUGCUGUCGGAUCAAGAGCAGGAGUACUUCCGUUCCGUCGACGAGCAGCUCGACAUCGACGACUUCCCUUCCCAGGAGGAGCGCGAUAUGUACCUGGCCAAUGUCUUCGUUGAGGCACAGGGCAAGGAGCUGAAGCUGGCGUGCAGUCAGUCCUGCUCCCGCCUUAUGGAGCGCCUGAUCCUUAUGUCCAACUCUCGCCAAAAGAAGAAGCUGUUCGAACAAUUCGCGUCGCAUUUUCUCAACUUGAUACAGCACCGAUUCGCCAGCCAUUGCUGCGAGACCCUUUUCUUGCAGUCCGCACCCGUGGUCACGCGAGAGUUGAGCGGAGAGCGGGACGAUGAGCCAACCGAGGGAGAAGAACCAGACUCGCAGCCGCUUCCGUCAAUGGAGGAGCUGUUCCUUCUCACGCUGGACGAGCUCGAAGGCCAAUUGGGCUACCUUCUGACGGACCGGUUCGCCUCUCACACCCUCAGAGUCUUCCUGAUCAUUCUGUCGGGCCGGCCUUUGGAACAGUCUGCCACCAAGUCACUCAUUCACAGCAAGAAGAAGGAGAAGAUAUCGGCGCCGUGGAUGUCCGCUGCCACAACAGACCAAACCGGUGGCCUGCGUGCUGUGCCGUCAUCUUUCACCGCUGCAGCCAAAAAGAUCAUCAUCGACUCGACAGACGGCAUGGAUGCCACGGCCCUUCGAGUUCUCGCUUGCCAUCCUACAGGGAAUCCCGUUUUCCAACUUCUGCUCGAACUCGACAUUGCCCUAAAUCCCAAAGGAGAGGGCAAAGGCGAAGGCCAAACCGACGAAACCCCCACUGAACAGCGAUUACUUUGGCGCUUGCUACCAGGAGCCCCUGCUUCUCUCAAGGAGUCGGGGUCACCCGCGUCGGAAUUCAUUAGUGCCAUGACAUACGACCCGAUCGGGUCGCGGUUGCUCGAGACCCUGAUCACGCAUUGCCCUGGCAAGCUUUUCAAGGCAAUGUUCAAGCACAACUUCCUGGACCGAAUCCACAGUCUUGUGCGCAACGACAUUGCAUCUUACUCGGCAAUUCGCAUUCUCACCCGUGUCGGUAAGGAGGAUUUGGUUGCAUCUGUACACAAAAUCCUCCCGGAGAUGCCAAAGCUCGUGUCGUUGUCGAGGUUUAAUGUCAUCAAGACGCUGUUCGAGCGCUGUCAGGCUAGAGAAGCACAACCUGAGAUAGCAUCUCUGCUGAGAGCCUUCACGGCGGCUUGCGGGUCCGAUAAGAAGCUUCUAGUACCCAAACUCUGCAUACCCGAAAAGGAGGUCGAUGCAGAGAAGCCAAAGCAACAAUCACUUUCCAAGAACCAGUCGGCGCUCAUAUCACAUGGCUCCCACCUAGCGACUACACUCUUGUCGAUUCCCGGUGCGCCAUCCAACGCAAUCCAGACAUCCUUACAAUCUCUGUCGCCGGAGGCUCUGAUGGGCCUUGCGACGUCAUCGGCCCCUACAGCCCACGUCCUAACCGGCGCUUUCGCAACGUCUUCACAGAAUAAGGCGUUCCACAAGGUCCUCGUCGCGUCUCUGAUGCGCGACCUGAUGACACUUGCCCAGUCCGAGCAUGGCAGCAAAGUGCUUAGCGCGAUCGUGUCGAUGCCAUCAAAGAGCGACGGCAUCAACCUUCCCUUCCACCUGAAGGAGCAGAUCAUGAACGUGCUGGGCGAAAACGAGCAGGAGUUGCGUGACUCGUAUGAGGGCCGCCGUGUCUGGAGGACGUGGAAGGGAGACAUCUGGAAGACACGCCCCAGAGAGUGGAUCGCGUGGGCCAAGGAGGUCGACGCUGAGGCCGUUCAGACCAAGGAGCCUAUCUGGAAGAGGAAGGCCAUGACAACGAAUGGGAGCAACCCUAAUUUUGUCAAGGUUGAUGAGGAGGCAAGAAAACGCAAGAGGGGCGAGGAGACGGCAGAAUGA
Messenger RNA from Neoarthrinium moseri, 2148 nucleotides. RefSeq lists its product as uncharacterized. Gene Ontology annotation, molecular function: RNA binding. Gene Ontology annotation, cellular component: nucleolus; preribosome, small subunit precursor; 90S preribosome. The record is from RefSeq and is a predicted model, not a curated record. The transcript has a single exon. Gene Ontology annotation, biological process: ribosomal small subunit export from nucleus; endonucleolytic cleavage in ITS1 to separate SSU-rRNA from 5.8S rRNA and LSU-rRNA from tricistronic rRNA transcript (SSU-rRNA, 5.8S rRNA, LSU-rRNA); endonucleolytic cleavage to generate mature 5'-end of SSU-rRNA from (SSU-rRNA, 5.8S rRNA, LSU-rRNA). NCBI's taxonomy places the organism in Eukaryota, Fungi, Ascomycota, Sordariomycetes, Amphisphaeriales, Apiosporaceae. The coding region runs from base 1 to 2148 and encodes 715 amino acids.